UAAUUAUCCUGGUUUUUUGGUUUUGGUUUUUUUCAUUUUUUUUUGAUUUGAAUUUUUUUUUUAAACCAAACAUGCGCAAACAUAAAAUUCGUUUGCCUGAACCUUUUCAGGAUGUCCUUCAAAAGAAACAGCAACAACAACCAACUGCACAAGCAAUAUUAACUAAACAACAACUGCCACUUGGAUUGGACAAAUCGGAUCAACAGAAUCAACCACCAUUAUCAUUGGAUAAUAAUAAUCUAGGAAAAACAAUGGAAUUUCAAACAUCAAUCAAACAGAAAAAUAAUGUCUGUCUUAUUGUUAUCGAUGGUUGGGGAGUAUCUGACAUUCAACAAGGUAAUGCUAUUGCUAAUGCCCAAACACCGGUGAUGGAUUCAUUGGCCAAAAACACUGAUCAAUAUCGAACGCUAGAUGCAUCAGGGCUGGCUGUUGGCUUACCAGCCGGUUUAAUGGGUAAUUCUGAAGUUGGACAUCUAAAUAUUGGUGCUGGUCGUGUUAUUUAUCAGGAUAUUGUUCGUAUUAAUUUGGAUGUUGAAAAAAAGAUGAUUGGCCAGAAUAAAAAUUUCGUUGGAGCAUGUGAACGUGCUAAAUCACAAAAUGGACGACUUUUGUUACUUGGCCUGGUUAGCGAUGGUGGUGUUCAUGCACAUAUUGAUCAUUUGUUUGCAUUAUUAGAAGCAGCUAAAACAAAUGGUGUGCCAAAAACAUUUGUUCACUUUUUCUCUGAUGGUCGUGAUACUAGUCCAACAUCCGGUGUAAAUUAUGUUCGUUCAGUAUUGGAUCGAACACGUGAAUUAUCAUAUGGAUCAUUAUCAACCAUUAUGGGUCGUUAUUAUGCAAUGGAUCGGGAUAAACGUUGGGAACGUAUUCGUAUUGCUGUUGAUGGUCUUAUUGAUGGUACAGGUGACUCGGCUACACCAGAUAAUGUUAUCCAAAUGAUUGAAAAUAAUUAUAAAAAUAAUAUAACUGAUGAAUUUCUCAAACCAAUUAUUGUUGAUCGUGAAGGUCUUAUCAAAGACAAUGAUACAUUAAUAUUUAUCAAUUAUCGUGCUGAUCGUGUACGGCAAAUAACGGAAACAUUAGGUGUUAAACAACCAUUUGAACAGCCAAAAGAAAAUAUGCCUAAAAAUAUAGAAAUAUUAACAAUGACUGAAUAUAAAAAGGAAUUUCCAUUCAAACAACUUUAUCCACCUGGUGUACCGAAAAAUGUUUUGGCCGAAGUUGUUAGUCAGGCAACGUGGCCACAAUUUCAUACAGCUGAAACAGAAAAAUAUGCACAUGUAACAUUCUUUUUUAAUGGUGGCCAAGAGAAAGAAUUCCCCGGCGAAGAUCGUGUUAUGGUACCAUCACCAAAAGUUGCUACUUAUGAUUUGCAACCUGAAAUGAAUUGUGCUGGUGUUGCAGCCGAAAUGGUCAAAGCUAUGGAAACGAAAAAAUAUCCAUUUGUAAUGUGUAAUUUUGCACCACCCGAUAUGGUUGGUCAUACUGGUAAAUAUGAUGCAGCGGUUAAAGCUUGUCAAGCUACUGAUCAAGCAAUUGGUGUAGUGAAAAAAGGUUGUGAAGAUAAUGGCUAUGUUUUAUUGGUUACAUCGGAUCAUGGUAAUGCUGAAAAAAUGUUCGAUGAUAAAGGUGGCCCACUAACAUCACAUACAACAAACAGGGUACCAUUUUGUAUGUCAAAUACAACAAUGAAAUUCAAAUCCACGGAUGUUGCCAAUCAUAAUCUAGCAUUAUGUGAUGUUGCACCGACCGUACUUGAUUUACUUGGCCUAUCAAUUCCAACCGAUGAUAUGACCGGUAAAUCAUUGUUAGCAGUUUAGAUUCGAAUGAAUUCAUGAACGAAAAUUGAUUUGCUUGUAUUCUAUUCUCUCUCACCAUAAUUAGAUGAUCCUAUAGAGUUAUUAUUAUUAAUUUUUCAAAACAAAAUAUU
Molecule: messenger RNA, 1930 nt
Organism: Dermatophagoides pteronyssinus (European house dust mite)
Lineage: Eukaryota; Metazoa; Arthropoda; Arachnida; Sarcoptiformes; Pyroglyphidae
Product: 2,3-bisphosphoglycerate-independent phosphoglycerate mutase-like
Biological process (GO): glucose catabolic process
Cellular component (GO): cytoplasm
Molecular function (GO): manganese ion binding
Source: RefSeq, a predicted model, not a curated record